This is a messenger RNA of Planococcus citri (citrus mealybug), 1762 nucleotides long. RefSeq names its product histone H2B-like. Gene Ontology annotation, molecular function: protein heterodimerization activity; DNA binding; structural constituent of chromatin. The record is from RefSeq and is a predicted model, not a curated record. Gene Ontology annotation, cellular component: nucleosome. NCBI's taxonomy places the organism in Eukaryota, Metazoa, Arthropoda, Insecta, Hemiptera, Pseudococcidae. Bases 55 to 432 code for a protein of 125 amino acids. The transcript has a single exon.
UAGUAUUAUUUCUCGUUUUGCAAGUUUGUGUUGUGGUUCAUUUUACGUGUCGCAAUGGCUCCUCCGAAAAGCGCUGGUAAAGCUGUCAAGAAGGCCGGUAAAGCCCAGAAGAACAUCAAGAAAGACGAUGGCAAAAAGAAGCACAAGAAAAGGAAAGAAUCCUAUGCUAUCUACAUUUACAAAGUCUUGAAGCAAGUCCAUCCUGACACUGGUGUCAGCUCGAAGGCGAUGAGCAUCAUGAACUCGUUCGUCAACGACAUUUUCGAAAGAAUUGCCGCUGAAUCGAGCCGUUUAGCUCAUUACAACAAGCGUUCCACCAUCACCAGUCGGGAGGUUCAGACCGCUGUCCGUCUUCUUUUACCUGGUGAAUUGGCCAAGCACGCUGUUUCCGAAGGUACGAAAGCCGUCACCAAAUACACCAGUUCGAAGUAAAACCCCGUCGUAUUAUUAAAACGGCCCUUUUCAGGGCCACCAAUUAUUAUUUCUUCGCAUUAGUGAAUUGAACACAGUGUUGCCAAUUUAGCGGUUUUCAAGCUAUUCCUAGCGAUUUUGAACAUAGAAAACCGCCAAAAAAUGUCCAUCUAGCGGCUAGCGGGAAGUCUAGCGUUUUUGACUUCAUGGCCACUUUUACCAUUUUAACUCACAAAUUCAGCAUUUCAGCUAAAAAAUAUUGAAUUUUUGAAAAAAAAAAUCAAUGAAAUUGAACUUUUGUAAAACCCAUCCACUCAAUUUCAUCAAUUCUUUGGUAAUUUUUGAAUGAUUUCACUGUUUUUUAGUUUUUAGUUAUUUUUGUACAGUUUUAAAAUUUUAACAAAUUGAAUCUUCAUCAGUUUUGUAUUUUUUACAUGACUUGAGGUUUUAAAAAAAUGAUGAAAAUCUAGCGGGAAGUCUAGCGAUUUUGCUAUAUGGAAUUUAGCGGUUUUUAGCGGUUUUUUAGGAUCAAUCUGGUGGGAUUUUUCAAUAUGGCAUUGGCAACACUGAUUGAACACUAUUGAUUUCAAAUCGUAGAAUAAAUAAAAUAUAAAUAUUGCAUUUUGAUAAUUUACUAAUUACAACUUCGGUUGAAUCCUAGAAUUUUCAUGUCUUAUCAGUUUGACAUGAAAUAUAAAUAGUCGAGAGGUUUCGAGUAAUUGCUCCGAGUUUUCGCUAUUCGCUUUUGACCUGAUAGUUGGAUCGUUCAAAUUUGUGCUUUGAGUCUGUCAGGAAGGAAGAGGGGUAGUUUCGCAAUCGCAAAAAGCAAAAAUAUGAAACCCAACUGUUCGAGUAGGUUUUAUAUAAAUUAUAACAGUGCGGUAGUUGCAAUCGUAAAUAGACAUAUUGUAGGUAAAGGUAACUGAUAAGUUUCGCUUAAGGGACUUUUGAUUGAAAUGAAAAAAACACUCGCUUUUGAUUAGAUGAUAAUGAUAAGUUGACAUUUUUAGCAAUAAAUUUACGUGUAGCACUUCAAUAAUAAUACCUAAUUUUCAACGUUUGAAUUUCCAAACAUUGAAUACGAAUGCAUAAAUUAUUUAUUUUUUUUUAUGAAGUUCUUCUCUUCAUUUCUUAUACUACUCGAAUCUUCAAAUUGUCGAACUCGAAAUGCUAAAUAAUACGAUUUUAUUCAAGUAUCAUCAAAGAAAUAACCCUAAAUUCAUAGGCUACGAAUUUAUAUUUCUUCAUCUGACGAGUUGAUGGAAUCAUAGAACACUUUACGCCUACUUUGAAAAAUUACUGUGAUACUUGAGUCUGUAAACGAGAGAAAUAAUAAAUUUGUUACGAAAGA